UCUCCUUGACAAAAGCACUUAGAGGGAUUUAAAACUCCUCUUAGUGAGUUCUUCUGCUCCUGAUCUCUCUGUCUCUUCCUGCUUUUCCUCUGUCCGAACCACACCCCUCAAAGACGACAGCAGCCAUGAGUGUGAAACGUACCACCUUCAGCACCAGUGGAGGAAGCUUGAGCGGCGGCUAUGGUGGAGGUAUCAGAAAGAGCUUCUCCAGUAUGUCUGCCAGUGCAGCACCCAUGGGUAGCAGGAUGAGCUCUGUGUCAAUCCAUCGCUCUGGUGGUGGUGGUGGCGGCGGCUUCCAGUAUGGCCAAGGAUCUGGAGGUGGCUUCAGCUACAGCAGCUUUGGUGGAGGUGCUGGCGCAGGUUUUGGAGGAGGUUCUGGUGCAGGGUUUGGAGGAGGUUUUGGAGGAGGUUCUGGUGCAGGUUUUGGAGGAGGUUCUGGUGCAGGUUUUGGCGGAGGAUAUGGUGGAAUGUUUGGCGGAGGUGCUGGUGGUUAUGGAGGGUUCGGUGGUGGCGGUGCAGCACCCAUCACAGCUGUCACAGUCAACCAGAGCCUCUUAGCCCCACUGAACCUGGAGAUUGACCCCAAUAUCCAAGUCGUCCGUACCCAGGAGAAAGAGCAGAUCAAGAACCUUAACAACCGCUUUGCAUCCUUCAUUGACAAGGUGCGCUUCCUGGAGCAGCAGAACAAAGUGCUAGAGACAAAAUGGAGUUUACUGCAGGACCAGACCACCACCCGUUCCAACAUCGACGCCAUGUUUGAGGCCUACAUUGCCAACCUCCGCAGACAGCUUGACGGACUUGGUAAUGAGAAGAUGAAGCUGGACGGAGAGCUGAAGAACAUGCAGAAUUUGGUGGAGGACUUCAAAAACAAAUAUGAGGAUGAAAUCAACAGGCGUGCUGCAGUGGAAAACGAAUUUGUCCUGCUCAAGAAGGAUGUUGAUGCCGCCUACAUGAACAAGGUUGAGCUAGAGGCCAAAGUUGAUGCUCUUCAAGAUGAAAUCAACUUCCUUCGGGCCAUCUAUGAGGAGGAGCUGCGUGAACUCCAGGGACAGAUCAAAGAUACAUCAGUUAUUGUGGAAAUGGACAAUAGUCGCAACUUGGACAUGGACUCCAUUGUUGCAGAAGUCCGUGCUCAGUAUGAGGACAUCGCCAACCGCAGCCGUGCUGAGGCCGAGACGUGGUACAAACAGAAGUUCGAAGAGAUGCAGUCAUCUGCUGGCAAGUACGGUGACGACCUUCGCAGCACCAAGGCUGAGAUUUCAGAUCUCAACCGCAUGAUCAGUCGACUUCAGAAUGAAAUUGAAGCCGUCAAGGGACAACGUGCCAACCUGGAAGCUCAGAUCGCCGAGGCUGAGGAGCGUGGAGAGCUUGCAGUGAAGGAUGCCAAGCUCCGCAUUAAGGACCUGGAGGAGGCCCUUCAGAGAGCCAAGCAGGAUAUGGCACGCCAGGUGCGUGAGUACCAGGAGCUCAUGAACGUUAAACUGGCCUUGGACAUUGAGAUCGCCACCUACAGGAAGCUUUUGGAAGGAGAGGAAUCCAGGAUUGCUGGUGGUGGUAGCUCCGCAACCAUCCACAUCCAGGAGACAGUAAGUUCAUCUGGUGGUAGCAGUGGUGGAUACGGCAUGGGUGGCGGCAUGGGAAUGGGGGGUGGCGGCAUGGGAAUGGGGGGUGGCAUGGGAAUGGGGGGUGGCGGCGGAUUUGGAUACGGUGGUGGUUCAGGAUUCUCUUCUGGAGGAGGCUCCGGCAUGAGCAUGAGUGGUGGUGGUGGUGGCAGCCAAAUGUCAAUGUCCCGCUCCUCCAUGCAAUCCAGCCAGAUGCGCCGCUACUAAGCAAAAAAUGUCCAGCCAUUUCCCUCCACCCCUACAACAUCCAUCACAUGGGCAACAAGCCUUUAUCUCAAUUCUCAAUUCUUUUUCAUUCCAUGUUUCAAUCUGCUUAAGUGCUUGAGCAUUUCCUUAAAUUUUUUAUGCGUUUACCCCCGAAAAACCAAUAUGCCCAAAAGAGACAAUCAACUGGGGGAAUGUUCCAUGCCUGCAGAACGCCUUUCCACAUUCACAGUUUCCUUUGAUACUUGUUCUUUCCUUCUGGCAUCACUACUCCUCUGGCUCCAAACCUAACCUUUAGGAGACAAGGACACACAAGGAGAAAGCAGCUUAUGAGAGAGACUUAGCAAUGAGUUCAAGUAUGCUGUUCACAAUGAAUAGCCUUUGUUGUCAUGGCAUGCAAGUAUUAAGUGCACAAAAAAUGGAUAUAGGUGUUUUGAAAGUGGUUUACUAUUCUGCACCAAUAAAUCCAGCUUUGUUUAUGUUUUCUGAUACAUUUAGAGGAUAAACACCCAUAGGCCAACAAAAGCUACUCAUUUGAGAUGCUACUGCCCUCAGAGAGAAGUAACUGUCUGGCAGACCUCAGUUAUUAUCCAACUUUUACUCUUUUCUUUCCCUGAUUUGGGGAUGAUGGGCUGAACCAAGAGCUGUUUUUUUAUGUCACAAGAUUCUUGUAUUCAUCAAAUCUGAUGGAACACCACACACCAUGUACCACAGUAAAACAGCAAUAAAUCAUGGUUAUAUACAAUAA
Messenger RNA from Xyrauchen texanus (razorback sucker), 2574 nucleotides. RefSeq names its product intermediate filament protein ON3-like. NCBI's taxonomy places the organism in Eukaryota, Metazoa, Chordata, Actinopteri, Cypriniformes, Catostomidae. Gene Ontology annotation, cellular component: keratin filament. The transcript has 9 exons. Gene Ontology annotation, molecular function: structural constituent of skin epidermis. Gene Ontology annotation, biological process: intermediate filament organization; keratinization. The record is from RefSeq and is a predicted model, not a curated record. Bases 126 to 1829 code for a protein of 567 amino acids.